Lytechinus variegatus (green sea urchin) is the source of this 3401-nucleotide messenger RNA. RefSeq names its product dynein intermediate chain 2, ciliary (gene dnai1). The coding region runs from base 108 to 2279 and encodes 723 amino acids. Gene Ontology annotation, biological process: cilium movement; outer dynein arm assembly. NCBI's taxonomy places the organism in Eukaryota, Metazoa, Echinodermata, Echinoidea, Temnopleuroida, Toxopneustidae. Gene Ontology annotation, cellular component: outer dynein arm. The transcript has 20 exons. The record is from RefSeq and is a predicted model, not a curated record. Gene Ontology annotation, molecular function: dynein heavy chain binding; dynein light chain binding.
GCAGUUUCCUUAACAACAGACUUUGGCUUCCGUGGUCACUGUGAGUCGAUACGACAACUAUUUUUUCUGUAAUAUUAUGCAAUAAUUAACUAUUUACUUGAGGAGGAAUGCCAGUGAAGUCGACCAAAACAAAAGGGGGUUCCACCCAAGGUGGAAGCCAAGCUGGUGGAGCCAGUACCCUAAAGGUUAAUAAAGCCAGAGCACCAGCAAAGGGCAAGAAGGAUGAUGAUGACGCCACAGAGGCGGGAGAACAUGGCGGUGAGGAGUGGAUGCAGACAAAGUCUCUGAUAAAGCCAGAUGAUCAGCUGGAGUUGAAUGAACAAGAGCUGAAGGAAGAGUUCACCAGGAUCCUAACUGCCAACAAUCCUCAUGCUCCACAAAAUAUCGUCAGAUACAGCUUCAAGGAUUGUUCCUUCAAGCAAACGUCCCACGUGGACCAACUGGCCAUCCAUUUCUCGCUUGAUGGUAACAUGAUCCACAAGGAUUCCGAUGAAGCCAGGAGACAACAGCAAAGACAUAAUGCUUCUGAAGUUGGUCUUUUCUUCAAACGUUGGAGUGGCGCUAUCAGUGAACAGGCGAUUAGCGAAGCUGGCGAGGAGAAGAAGGAGGAGGACGGUGAUCAGAAGACAGAAGAGGGUGAUAAACAAGAGGAAGGUUCGGAGCCCAAGGAAGGUGAGAAGAGGGACGAAGAGGCCACACCCGCUCCCGGCGAGGCCAAGUCGGAUCAGAAACUGACCAAUCAGUUUAACUUCAGUGAGAGGGCCUCACAAACAUACAACAACCCAUACAGGGAAAGAGGAACACAGACUGAGCCGCCACCCCGGGCUAACUUCUCAUCCACCGCGAACCAGUGGGAGAUAUAUGAUGCAUAUAUGGAUGAUCUUGAGAAACAGGCUGAGGAGAAGGCCAAGGAGAAGAAGGCCGCACCAACCAAGAAGGAUGAGGAUAAGAAUAAGAAGAAGCUGACGGCCCUUGAGACCCAAUCAGACGAUAUGAGUCGCAUUGCUGGGGCUUGUAAGAUCAUUGAGAGGAUGGUGAAUCAGAACACUUUUGAUGAUGUUUCACAAGAUUUCAAGUACUACGAGGACCUCUCCGAUGAGUUCCGAGACCAAGAAGGAACUCUUUUGCCCCUCUGGAAGUUCUCCUACGACAAGUCCAAGCGCUUGGCCGUCACUUCAGUUUGCUGGAAUCCUAAGUAUAAGGAUAUGUUUGUCGUAGCCCAUGGAUCAUACGACUUCAUGAAGCAGUCUCGUGGCAUGAUCCUGUGUUACACCCUCAAGAACCCGUCAUUCCCAGAGUACAUCUACCCUGCUGACAGUGGCGUCAUGUGCCUUGAUGUCCAUCCUGAGCACCCGUACCUGAUCUGCGUUGGCUACUAUGAUGGCUCGGUUGGAGUCUACAAUGUGACGACUACAGAUGCCAACCCCGUCUUUCAAAGUACAGCCAAGACGGGAAAGCACACGGAUCCAGUUUGGCAGGUGGCCUGGCAGAAGGACGACUUGGACAACAAUCUCAACUUCUUCUCUGUAUCAUCUGAUGGACGAGUGGUCGCUUGGACAUUAGUCAAGAAUGAAUUGACGUACACUGAUGUGAUUCAGCUACAGCUUGAUGCCGCUCCUCAAGAUGGACCCGAAGGCACACAGCUUACCCCUCUUGGUUGUGGGACAUGCUUUGACUUCCACAAGCAGACAGACUACCUGUUCCUCGUUGGCACGGAGGAAGGCAAAAUCCACAAGUGCUCGAAGGCCUAUUCCAGUCAGUUCCUGGACACCUUCGAGGCCCACCACAUGGCCGUCUACAAGGUGAUGUGGAAUCCCUUCCAUCCAAAGAUCUUCAUCUCCUGCAGUGCGGACUGGAGCGUCAAGAUCUGGGACCACACUUACAGAAAUGGUCCGAUGUUCACCUUUGACCUUGGAAGUGCAGUGGGCGACGUAGCCUGGGCGCCAUAUUCCUCCACAGUCUUUGCAGCAGUUACGGCAGAUGGCAAGGUCCAUGUCUUUGACCUCAAUCUCAAUAAAUACGAGCCGAUCUGCGAGCAGGCAGUGGUGCAGAAGAAGAAGACCAAGCUGACUCACAUCACCUUCAACCCCAACUUCCCCAUCGUGCUGGUGGGCGAUGACCGGGGCUACGUCUCCAGUCUCAAGCUCUCGCCCAACCUCAGGAAGGUUCCCAAGGACAAGAAGGGUGCCGCCCUCAACCACGGCCCCGAGGCUGAGAUCGCCAAGAUGGACAAGCUUCUGGCUCUGGUCAGAGAGCCACCCAAGGAUAACAAAAGCUAAGAGGACACCUAGAGCAAUUUAAUGACUGGGUACAAAAAAAAAAUGGGGGCAAUUGUCUGGCCAAACCUAACUUUAAAUUAUAGAUUACAGCACAAAUUCAUCAUUUCACUGUUCUCCAUAUAUUGAGAUUUUGUAAAAAUGGAAAUUGUUUCAUGGAGCACUUUGCCAUUUGACAUCUGUUAUAAGCUACUGAAAUCCUUGCUUUUGAUUGGCUAAGAGCAAAUUGUGACAAUGGAUAUCACUGACAAGAUGCUUCAUAAAAUGCUUCUUGGUGUCACCUUUGGGACCCAUUGGGAGUAAUUGCAGACUACUGUCUGGUUUUAUUAGAUCCAUCCAAAGGGGAUUGAAACUGAAGCUUGUCAGUAAGCACCCUGGCCCGUCUUCUGAAUUCAGGUUUAACUUAGACCAUGGUCUAAAUCUGUGCUAUGGAAAGCUAAAAAUGUCAAAAUUUCACUUACAUUGUAUGUUUUUUGUAAGUUUACUGUGCUCUUUAUUAAUUCGUGAAUGGUGAAGAAUACUAUCUUAUUUAUCCUUCCGAAACAGUUAAGGAUGAUUUGAGAGAAAAAUAAGCUGAUACAUUGAAAUUCUACUGUUAGAGAUUAAUGCCACUAUUGGCUAUCCAUAGUUAAACCACAACUUUAAACCAGAGUUGAAAUGAAACCCAACUUCAAAAUACUGGUCCAUAAGUACAGGUGUGGUUAUAUGCUAUUUCCCAAAUCGCAAUCUGAAGCCUAUUCUUUGUCUUUGGCUUUUUUUAUAAGAAAUACUAUGAAAUCACCACUCCAUGUGAUUAUGUCAGUGGAAGAAUGGAUUAAAAUACCAACAUGUCACUAUCUAUCGACAUAACAUUUUCUCCACUCCACCAUUAUCUCAAAAUUCAUGAUCUUUACUUCAACUUCAACAAUACUUUGCUUCUAUUUUUCCAUUUUUUUUUCGUGAAAAGAAUUUACGACGCCUCUGUAUUUCAACUUCCAAUAUAUAUUUUUUUUUUCCUAAUUUCGAUACAAAGGAAACAUGUGGCCUUUCUCAAUCUUUCAAUUUUACUGAUAAGGAAAUUUGUUGUACAUAUGUAUAUUUCUAAAGUGUGUAUGAAUAUGAAGGAAAAGGUUACAUUGUUCACUU